Molecule: messenger RNA, 3695 nt
Organism: Epinephelus lanceolatus (giant grouper)
Lineage: Eukaryota; Metazoa; Chordata; Actinopteri; Perciformes; Serranidae
Gene: pkd1l3
Product: polycystic kidney disease 1-like 3
Biological process (GO): detection of mechanical stimulus
Cellular component (GO): membrane
Molecular function (GO): protein binding; calcium channel activity
Source: RefSeq, a predicted model, not a curated record
ACAAUGGCUGUGUUACUUCGAACCUGUGUCUUUUUGUGGAUUUCAGCUGGAUUUCUAUCUUUAUCAGAAAUAUCUGAGACCUGUACGGACUACAAUGACUGCCCCGCACCGUGUACAUUUAAAAAUGUUCGUUUUGAGUUUCUGCGAGUAUCUAAAACUUGGUCCCAAGCCAGGAGUUGCUGUGAAAGGCGAGGAGGGGAGCUUCUUAGGGUGAUGAACAGCCAGAUUAAAAUGUUUCUGAGCAACAUCACCAGAGAGAAAAGCACCAGCAAUUGCACAUGGUGGCUGGGGAAGGGGGUCCACGAGCAGGACCAGGACCCCACCAUACAAAAUGCUGACAUUUCAAGGAACAACUGCACAUACAUGAAGCUUAAUCCUCUUCAGCUCAUCCCAACGUCUGACUGCAACCAGAGGCUAGGCUUCCUCUGCACCCACAAUUUUAGCUCUUCAUCAAACACAAAGUACCGGGCGAUGUUAAAUAAUGCAGCCAGAUCUCGGCACAAAAGGAAUGUGAGCAACAUGGCUAUGCAUGUUGCAGACAUUGACAACCUCCUCCUGGAAGCAGAUAAAGAGCUACUGCGUAUGGAAACGACGAUGGGGGAGCCAACAGACGACAGCAGGGACAAAUUCAUUCAGUAUUUGUUGGCAGGCACUAAAAAUCUGAGUGCACAAUAUGCUUUGAACAACAACGACACUAUCAGUCACAUAAUCAACUGUAGCACCGGCAUCCUCCUUCUCUCAAUGAACAAAUGCGACAUCGAGACUAACCCAAACCCUACGUCUUUGUUUGAGGAGGUCUUUGAGAUCUUUCGGACGGUCUCGAUGCUCGUGGGUUCAGCAACCUCACAGAGAAUUGUCAUCAGGCACCCAACAGGCACCAUCUAUCAGAGCAGUCACACACCUGCUGAUCUCAGCAAUGCCGUGCUGGGCUCAGAGCAAGACGGUGAGUUCAUCAUACUCCCCUCACUUGCAGCACUUCAGUCUCAGCUUGGAGGCCGCAGCCCAAUCAUCGCUCAGAUGGCUACGUUCUCAAGGAACCCCCAUCCGUCUGAUGACAACAUCUCAGGAACUCUUUGCAGCCUUUUACUUACCGAUGGAGUCUCAGACAUAAAGCUGACAAACCUGACAGAGAUGAUAGAGAUCUAUUUGCGUCAUCCAAAUGCGACAGCACUGACUAACAGCACUGUUACAUUGGAGAAAAACACAAAAGCACUAACUCAAAUCAACGUCUCAGACCCUAAUGUGACCAUCUUCCUAAAUGUGGAGCCCAGUGCUAAUGUGUCAUUGGUUCUUAAGCUGUCCGAGGGGUCACCUCCUAAUGAUACAUAUUUUGUCAGCACAACCAACUUGAGCCUAACAGAUGGCUAUCGCUGGAUGAUAACCCCCGAGAUGUUACAGCAGACUCCUGGAGUCUGGUAUGUUGACACCAGACUCUUUAAUACCACUUGGGAGCCUGGUCUGACGCUUAAGAUCACUUCUUUCACAAGCAAGUGCUUAUACUGGAACACAGAGAGGGAGAUAUGGACCACUGAUGGCUGCCAGGUGGGGGACAAAAGCACUCCAGAGCGAACGCAGUGUCUGUGUAACCACCUCACUCUCUUUGGGAGCUCUUUCUUUGUGAUGCCAAACUACGUGGACUUAUCUCGCACAGCCGAGCUGUUCAGCACAUUGUCUGAGAACUAUGUCGUGUUGGCGCUGUUAUGUGCUUUCUUUGGGCUCUACCUGGUGACUCUGCUGUGGGCCUGCUAUGCUGACCGCAGGUCUUGCUCUAAGAGGAAGCUGACCCUGCUGGAGGACAACCACCCAGGCGCUCACUACAACUAUCUGAUCAGUGUCCAAACUGGUCAUCGCAAGAACGCUGGGACUACUGCCAAUGUGACAGUGAAGCUGAUUGGCUCACAGGGCGAGAGUGACACACACAACCUCACAGAUCCUGACAAGCCUGUCUUUGAGAGAGGAGCUGUCGAUAUGUUCGUGUUGGCCACACCCUUCCCACUGGGCGAAGUGCGAAACCUCAGGCUGCAGCACGACAACUCUGGAGGUCAUCCGUCAUGGUAUAUAAACAAGGUGACCAUACAAGACCUCCAAACACGACACGUGUUUCACUUCUUCUGUGACUGCUGGCUGAGUGCCGACCGUGGAGACAACAUGACCAAGAAAACCUUCAAUGCUGCAAAGAACAACGAGAUUGCCAGCUUCAGGAAUAUUUUCCAGAGCAGAACAUCGACUGGCUUUAGGGAUGAACACAUCUGGGUAUCCAUCGUGGAUCCUCCCUCACGCAGUCCGUUCACACGUGCCCAGAGGGUCUCUUGCUGCAUGAGCCUGCUCCUCUGCACCAUGGCCAUUAACAUCGCCUUCUGGAACAUUCCUGUAGAUGAGGACUCACCAGUGCUCUUCCAGUUUGGUUCAUUGCAAAUCACCUGGCAGGAGCUCAAGGUCGGGAUCCAGAGUGGUCUUCUCAUGUUUCCAAUAAACAUCCUCAUCAUCACCAUCUUCCGAAGCAUCAGACCUCGCAUGAUUUCAAAAUCUAAAAAAGAUGACCCGGAGGAGAACUUAAGACCCCCUGCAGUUACCAUACCAUCUAUUCUGAAGGAUACAGAGGAGGUGAUUUUUGCAGUGAGCAGUAGUCCGAGGAACAAGAUGUCAGAGAUGCACAGGCUGGAAUCCACCGCUGACCUCUGCCCGGCCUUGGACAGAGUGCAUGAAUUCAUCCAGCUUAUGCAAGGGGAGAAUGAGAGUGACCCCCACUGGGUGUACUGCAGCAAGUUCCUCCUGGCUGGUCUGUGUCACCUCCUGAUGUGCCUCGAGAAACUGGAUGUAAAGAAUUUCCCAAGUACAGACGAGUAUCAGCGGACCCUCAACGUCACCAACAUACUGGUCCGCAAGGCUGAGAUGGUCUUCAGCAGCCACUUGGCCUACUGCCCGCCUCCUGUAAAGAAGAAGAAGAAGUCGGCGAGCUGCUGGCUGCCCUGGUGGUGUGUGUUUCUGGGCUGGUUCCUGUUGCUGUCCAUCAGUGGAGUAUCCACUUUCUUCACCCUGUUGUACGGCUUGGAUUAUGGCAGGGAAAAGUCAGUCAAGUGGGUCAUGUCUCUGGGCCUCUCCCUCUUCCAGAGCAUCUUUAUUCUGCAGCCUCUCAAAGUGAUCGGUAUUGCUGUGUUUUUUGCCCUGCUGCUAAAACCUGUAGCCGUGGAGGAGACUGAGGAAAUUGAGCAGGUGAUGUUAGAGCAACAAGACAAGUGUAGACGAUAUUCUGGCAGGGACACACUGUGAGGAGGCUGCAUUUAGCGGGAUAAGCUGUCUUCUCCAACGGGCCCAGCUACGAUCCACGUCACCCACGCUUCGUAAACACUCUUUUGCACUUAUCGGAAGUUUUAACAUUUGGAAUAUAAAAUUCACUCUGGUGUUUUAUAUGUGUACAGCCUGAGAAAGUUUUCUGAAAUGGUGAGUCAGAGUAAAUGGGUAAUUAAAUAACUGUUGCUCUUGCUUGUCAAAGUGUUGCUUUUUCCAAGUCAUUUAUUAUUCCUGACAAUGGAUGGAUUACUGAACGGGUAUACAGGUCCAGGGGCCCAAACUGUCAGGGCCCGAUCUGGCCUUAACCUCAGAGACACAUAUCGACCAGGUAGAGACUCAAAGAGACCACAAAGAGACUCAAAAUGAUCAGAAAGGGACUCAAAAUGACUACAAAGAGACUCAAA